AAUAGCGAUUCUUUUCGCAACGAUGCUGUCAUUUUGGAGAAAACUCAAUGGUAAAUUACAGCAGCGAUGGAUAAUGGCAGUGAUGGCAUGCUUGGCCUUAACGAACGCUUACACAAUGAGAAUAAGCCUGUCACUGGCGAUAACGGAAAUGGUCGCAAGCAAGGAAUCGUCAUCGAACGAUACAAGUUCAGACGAUACUUGUUCAUCGAUUGCAGAUUCCACCUCUUCGAGCACCAGCAACGGUGGCACUUACGAAUGGGAUGAAUAUACGCAGGGAGUGAUCCUGUCGAGUUUCUUUUGGGGCUACAUAGUGACCCAAAUACCGGGAGGAAUCCUGGCGGACAAAUUCGGCGGCAAGUACACCCUGGGUCUUGGAAUCCUGUCGACAGCGAUAUUCACCCUUCUGACACCAGUGGUGGUCGAGACAUUCGACUCGACGGGUCUGAUAGUCUUGCGAGUCCUGAUGGGACUCGGCGAAGGAACGACAUUCCCAGCCCUGAACGCGCUCAUAGCCCAAUGGUCACCGCCGCAGGAAAGGUCGAAGAUCGGGACGCUCGUGAUAACGGGAACGCAGGUUGGAACCAUACUCGGAAACGCGGUUUCCGGUGUGCUGAUAGAGUACUCAUCGAUCGGGUGGCCAGUCGUCUUCUACGUCUUCGGGGGCCUCAGCGUUCUGUGGUUCGUGGUCUGGACGCUGCUCUGCUUCAGCGGUCCGGACACGCAUCCGUUCAUAAGUGACGCCGAACGGAAGUACAUCUUGGACUCGAUGAACGAGCAAACGCGAAAGCACACUGGGCCCAUUCCGUGGCGCCACAUGGCCACCUCUGCUCCGCUGUGGGCCCUCCUAGUCGGUAAGUUCGGGCACGACUGGGGCUUCUUCACGAUGGUUACCGACCUCCCACUCUACAUGAGUAACGUCCUGAAGUUCUCCAUAUCCUCCAACGGUUUCCUGACCGCUUUGCCAUACGUGGCGAUGUGGAUCCUGAGCAAUUUGUCCUCCGUCCUUGCCGACUGGCUUAUAAAACGUGGAAAGAUGUCGACCACCAACGUCCGCAAGGCUUUCACCACAGCCGGCUCCGUCGGACCAGCGAUUUUCCUCGUAGCGGCGUCAUACGCCGGAUGCGACCGCGUCCUCGUCGUCACUCUUUUCGUCAUUGGAAUGGGACUGAUGGGACCAUUCUACCCAGGCCUUAUGGUCAACGGUGUUGACCUCAGUCCCAACUUCUCCGGGACCAUGAUGGCCAUGAUGACUGCGGUUGGUGCCGUCGACGGAAUGCUGGCGCCAUACUUGAUUGGCAUACUCACUCCAAAUCAGACGAUCGCCGAGUGGAGAACCGUAUUCUGGAUCACCUUCGUCGUGCUGUUGGUCGCCAACCUCGUCGUACUGUUCUGGGUAGACGGUGAGGUCCAGUACUGGAAUGACCUCGAAAACCAUAGCCAAGAUCGCAAGGACUUUGAUCACGAAUCGACUCCCAGUGAACGAAACGUGAGUCUGGAGAGCAAGGCUGCUCAAAAUCAUUUCGAGGUGAAAUGA
Messenger RNA from Diprion similis, 1534 nucleotides. Its product is annotated as putative inorganic phosphate cotransporter. The record is from RefSeq and is a predicted model, not a curated record. Bases 23 to 1534 code for a protein of 503 amino acids. Gene Ontology annotation, molecular function: transmembrane transporter activity. Gene Ontology annotation, cellular component: membrane. Lineage: Eukaryota; Metazoa; Arthropoda; Insecta; Hymenoptera; Diprionidae. The transcript is spliced from 3 exons. Gene Ontology annotation, biological process: transmembrane transport; monoatomic anion transport.